GUCUCUGCUCAAUAGCCUUCUUAGCAGCAAGCUUUCUCACGGACGCAGUCACCUUUCUCUGAGGUGCAGUUCCUAAGAGUUGCGAACGCGUUUCAAUUUACAUAAUCGGCGUAUGAACCAUAGCUGGACACGAGCCUUUCGUUGCAGAUGACCUGACGCUGGACGUUGUGGAAGAUUUGGUUGAAGGUUUCUUUGUCGCGGUCGCGAACGCUGAUGCCCUGAGCCCAUUAUCAAGAAUGAAUUGAGCAUUUGGCAAGGCCGUGGGUGGAAAUGGAGGGACGAAUCGGGCCUUUACUGCAUGAGUUGCUACGCGCUUUACAAGUGUCCGGGCUAGGACGAACGGGAACAUUGUCGGUUGGUGUCACAAAUGUCGGAUGCAAACUUGAACUACCCCUCCCAUGGAAUCUUUACCUACUUCACAACUCGAGUCCAUACGCUUUAAACUCAAUCAAACAAUAGAGUCGAUCAGAACGCUUCAGUACUCGAUCCAUGCGGACAACCAACCCUAUAUGCUACCAUGGCCUGAACUGCUCUCCAAAUACAAUGUCAUCCUUACCCAAACACAUUCCUUAAUGCUAUCUGUAUCUCAGGCUGCUACGACGAAUCCAGCCACUGGCCGAAAAAUGAAGAACCCACUGCCUUCACUUGCUGUGCACCCUGUUCAGCCUAUAUCUGAGGGCCAAAUGGACAACGCACUCAGUUCCCUUCUUCGUAUGAUGCGCCUUCCCGAAGUUUUAGAAUCAGAUGAAAAAACGGUGGCUGCGAUGGGUGGAUCAAAUCGCGUCGAACCGAAAACUGACCAGCAGGUCAUUGCCAACAUGGACACGAUACGGAAAGAACACGACUACCGCGUGGAAAGAGCUAACAUGGCUGUCCGUAUGCUAGCGGAGAAGUACAACUGGAAGAGACGUGUCGGUGACGGGACGAUCAACGAGGAGCUGAACGAGGCUGCCUACGUCGUUGCUGUUGCUGAAUCUGAAGCCGAAGCUCAGGAAGGUGAUGAUGCCUCUGGGGCAAUGUUCGAGAGUGAUGACGAGGACCAGGAAAGUGAGAUGGAGCAGGUGGGGACAUAUUUGGCCACUUCACCACUUAGUCCAAACCAGCAUCAGCAGCUGGCUCAGGCAGCUCAAACUCGACCAAGUCAGGCACCAGUAGUCCAAGCGCCUUCCCAGCCACCCUUGGUGAUUAUUAGUGAUGAUGAAGGGGAUUUGGAGAUGUUGGAUGGGACAAAUGGCUUGGUUUAACGGAAACUUCAUUGAGGUCGAUCAUUAUUUCCCAUAUAUAUAUAGGCUAAUACUUGAAGCGCUGUGCGUAAUUCCCCGCAAUGGGCUUGAAUCAUCUACGGGUUGUAGACACUUUCGUCCAUUGGGGAUUCCCACGCUCUGGAAUUGACCGCCUGCUCAAACUGCUGCCGACCGCUUGUCACACAGUUUGGUCCCUCAUGUCGGAUCUUACAGAGGCCCAGCAGGCAGCCCUUGACCAUCUUCGUCAAAUAACGAAUGGUGAGGAUCCUGAGCGUGAACUUGCU
Messenger RNA from Cantharellus anzutake, 1528 nucleotides. RefSeq lists its product as uncharacterized. NCBI's taxonomy places the organism in Eukaryota, Fungi, Basidiomycota, Agaricomycetes, Cantharellales, Hydnaceae. The coding region runs from base 399 to 1244 and encodes 281 amino acids. The record is from RefSeq and is a predicted model, not a curated record. The transcript has 3 exons.